Daphnia magna is the source of this 1331-nucleotide messenger RNA. RefSeq names its product nicotinamide N-methyltransferase. Gene Ontology annotation, cellular component: cytosol. The coding region runs from base 457 to 1272 and encodes 271 amino acids. The record is from RefSeq and is a predicted model, not a curated record. Gene Ontology annotation, molecular function: N-methyltransferase activity. The transcript has 4 exons. NCBI's taxonomy places the organism in Eukaryota, Metazoa, Arthropoda, Branchiopoda, Diplostraca, Daphniidae.
UAAAUGUUUGUUAACUUAAGAGAGAACCAUAGGUUUUGCAAAAAGUGAAAAAGAGGCUUCGAUACUAUUUUUUUUUGCGUUAUUAUAUUAUACAAACUGAUAACUCUUGAACAUGUGUAAUUUAUGACAAAGCAAAAUAAUCUGUCAACAAGAAUACUAAAGCUAAACUACACUUUUGGAGUUUCUCUCCAAGGUAUAGCUUUCGAAAAGUCAAAACUGUUGCAUAAAAACCUUGGAACAUUGAUUCUAGCAAGUGAGGAACUAUAGGAAGGCCUUAAACUGUUUUCAAAAACGUCAUUCAAUCAGAUUUUCUAUUCGCAAGAGACUCUGACUUUAGGUCUAUGGAUUUUUUGUUUUCUUAUCUUUUUGUGGCGUCCGUCUUCCGUAUUGUUUAUUGUUUCAGUUUCUCCUGUUGCGUUCCAGAAUUAUUUGCAAUAGAGAAAAAGUCUUGCCGAAAUGGUCGAAAAGGAAAACAAGUCCUUAAGCUCGGUGUAUCAGGAGAAAUUCCAACCUGAUUAUUACAUUAGGCGAUACUAUUCGGGUUUAGAUGCUGGAAACGAGUUCUGUCUUCGCAACCUGCAUCAAUUUUUUAAACAAGCUGAAUCGAAUAAAAACACGGAAGGCGCUGCGAAAAAAGUUUUAGAAGUCGGAUCGGGGCCUGUGCCGAUUUACAUAAUUUCGGCCAGCCAAUGGACUGACUGGAUUGUUUGUAGCGACUUCCUGGAACAAAACAGACACAAAUUCAACGAGUGGCUAUCCACCGGACGUAAAGCUGACGAAACUUGGCUGCCUUAUGCACGUUACGUUGCCCAUUUGGAGUCUGAGAAUGCCGACCAGGAGUCUGCGUUCUUGGUGCUGGAGCGUGCAAGGCGUUCCAUUCGGUCCAUACUACCGUGCGAUGUUCUCCAGAGCGAUCCGUUGUUAGGAAAGGCCGACACUUUAUUUGACGUCAUAAUAUCCGUGUUUUGCCUUGAAUGUGCUGCGUCUUCCGCUGAAGAAUAUCGGAUUACCAUCACGAAUGUUGCUCGACUCUUACAACCCUCUGGCCACCUCAUCAUGAUGGGUGGACUGGAAGGCGAAUAUUAUUUUAUUUGCGAUAGAAAAAUCCCUAGAAUUAAACUCACACGGGAAAUGAUCGAUUCGGCCUUGGAAGACGCUGGUUGUAGAAUUGUCACCUGGGAAGAAUUGCCGCGAAGCUUACGGCCUCCGGAUUUGCCCAUUGAUUAUAAAGCAAUGUUUUUUUGUGUAGCAAAAAAAAAAUUACUGAUGUGAGUUUAUGAAAUGGAACUCAUGGGAAUUUUCCGAAGAAAAAUACAUAGCUUAAUAUACAA